Messenger RNA from Synchytrium microbalum, 3420 nucleotides. RefSeq lists its product as uncharacterized. Gene Ontology annotation, biological process: proteasome-mediated ubiquitin-dependent protein catabolic process; DNA repair. The transcript is spliced from 13 exons. Gene Ontology annotation, molecular function: nucleic acid binding; protein binding. Gene Ontology annotation, cellular component: nucleus; site of double-strand break. The record is from RefSeq and is a predicted model, not a curated record. The coding region runs from base 1 to 3420 and encodes 1139 amino acids. Lineage: Eukaryota; Fungi; Chytridiomycota; Chytridiomycetes; Synchytriales; Synchytriaceae.
AUGUCUUCUUCAAAGCAUUUCUACGUGGUGUCAGCUCAUAAGGCAUCCGCCGUAUCUCUCGCCGUGAAAGGAAACUUUACUGGUCCUAAUGACUUAAACCUGAUUCUUGCGAAGGGAAGCAAUUUCGAAAUCAAUCUAGUUGCUGAAGAUGGUCUACGUAAACUACUGGACGUGCCCUUAUACGGACGAAUCGCCGUCUUGGAACUCUAUCGACCAGCUGGACGAAAGACAGAUCUCCUCUUCAUCAGCACGGAACGCUAUCGUUUCUGUGUAUUGUCCUGGGAUCCAGACACGUCUGAAAUCAUAACGGAAGCUAUGGGUGAUUUGGUAGAAAGAACUGGCAGACAAGCUGAUCAAGGUUGUGCUGCUGCUGUCGAUCCUAAAUGUAGAGUCAUCGCAGUACAUGCCUACCAAGGUAUACUCAAAAUCAUUCCCAUGCUGCAUGCUGGAAAUACCAAGGGAUGGGUUAGUUCGCGAGGUACCGAUUCCGCUGCUUCUUCUGCAAAGGGUAAAGCAGCUGUGCGAGAACGAAAGAUGGGAGAGUUGGCUGAUGUGUUCAAUAUAAGGCUCGAUGAGUUACAGGUCCAUGCAAUGACCUUCUUGCAAGGAGACGAGACCCAACGACCAUUGUUGGCCGUAUUAUGUCAAGACACUAAAGAGAAUCGUCACGUCAAGACAUUCGAAGUGUCUGUGCCUCUCAAAGAAUUGGUUGAAGGCCCUUGGUACCAAGCAAAUGUAGAUAGUGGUGCCAGAAUGCUGAUUCCAGUGCCUGUUGCUUCAGGUGGAGGUCUGCUUGUGAUUGGAGAAAAGACAAUUUCAUAUAUGAAUGGAAGAAUUCCACCUGUCGUCAUUGGCAUGAAGCUUACCAUUAUCAAAAGUUGCGCACAGAUUGACGCAGAUGGAUCACGAUAUUUAUUGGGAGAUUACCUAGGAAACUUGUUUGUAUUGGUUUCAUUCAAGGCAAAUGGGGUCAUUUCUUCAUUGAGAUUGGAAAGACUGGGAGAGACAUCGAUUGCAGCAGCUCUCACUUAUCUUGACAAUGGAUAUGCCUAUGUUGGUUCUCAUUAUGGAGACUCGCAGCUCAUCAAACUCAGCGCCGAAAAACAAGAAGCUGGAGACUUUUUCCAAGUAGUCGAUACAUACCCUAAUCUGGCACCCAUUGUCGAUUUCGCAGUUGUAGAUUUGGAGAGACAGGGCCAAGGCCAGAUUGUCGCAUGUUCUGGUAUCGGAAAAGAUGGUUCAUUACGUAUAGUCAGAAAUGGUAUUGGUAUCAAUGAAAUCGCGGAAUUAGAAAUGACUGGUUUGAGGAGUGUGUGGUCGCUACGACCACAUGCUGAGGCUAUACAUGAUGAUACCAUUGUCCUGUCAUUCACCAACGAGACGAGGCUUUUACAUGCUGAUCCAGAAGGUGAAAUAACAGAGACAGAAGAUGGAGGCGCCAUGAGAAUGGAUGAAUCUACUCUCUUUGCAAUCAAUAUGUGUGGUGAUUGUUUCAUCCAGAUAACAGCGUCAGGCGCUUACCUCCUAUCAACCUCCGACAAGAUGCUAAACCAUUCAUGGUCACCACCAUCUGGAUGCCGUAUCAUCCAGGCAUCUGCCAAUUCCACUCAAGUGCUACUGGCUUUGAGUGGUUGCCAUCUCGUAUACUUACAAGUGAAUCAACAAAGUCGUGUUCUGGAAGAAGUCUCUACUACGCAAAUUGAGCAUGAAAUAUCGUGCGUGGAUAUCGCACCUUUAGACAGUGCCGUAUCUAAUGUUUGUGUUGUUGGGCUGUGGGGUGAAGGAGGUGUUCAAGUUUUGGCUCUUCCGUCUUGGAAUGCGAUAGCAAAGGAGUCCUUGGGUGAAGAGGUGAUCCCUAGAUCUGUGCAUCUUGCUACUUUUGACGGAGUCGCGUACUUGUUGGCUGCUCUUGGUGACGGCACGCUGUACAAUUUCAUGAUGGAUGCCACUACGGGCACGCUGAGAGACAGGAGAAAGAUAUCCCUCGGUACUCAACCUGUCGCACUACGACCGUUCCGUGGUGCCGAUGGACGAAACCACAUAUUUGCUGCAUCAGAUAGACCUACUGUUAUUUAUUCAAGCAAUCAGAAGCUCUUGUAUUCAAACGUCAACCUCAAGGAGGUUAUACAUAUGACACCCUUCAAUUUGGCUGCAGCACCGAAUGCAUUAGCACUCGCUACACCCGACAGAUUACGAAUCGGAACUGUAGAUGAUAUUCAAAAACUUCAUAUUCGUACUAUACCACUUCGGGAGUUUGCCCGUCGAAUUGCACACGAUGAUGCUCAUAGAGUGUUUGGCCUUUUGACCACACGACUUGAGGUAGAUGAUGCUGGUACAGAGACUGAAAGGACGUUUUUCAAGGUGCUGGAUGAUCAAACCUUCGAUGUGAUUGAUGUAUUCGAAUUGGAACAAUUCGAAAUACCAGAAUCAAUAUCCGUCAUGAAUUUUUUUAAUGACCCACAACCGACUUUUGCCAUCGGAACUGCAUAUGCCUUCCCAAACGACGAAGAGCCUACCAGAGGUCGUAUUCUGCUCUUCAGACUAACACCUAAUCGGCGAAUCUCAUUAAUCGCCAUUACCGAAGUACCUGGAUCCGCAUACGCCAUAGUAUCACUACAAGAACGACUAGUAGCCAGCAUAAACUCCCGUGUCGUAGUCUUUAGCUUUGAUCCUACGAAAGACGACAUAACUACCCGUCUCACAGCCAAAUCAUCGCACCAUGGUCAUCUCGUCGCAUUGUAUCUAGCUGCUCAUGGUCACUUCCUGUUGGUGGGUGAUUUGAUGAAGUCUGUGUCCAUAUUACGACUAGGCGCAGAUGAUUCCUUAGAAGAAGUCUCGAAAGACUUUGCUACACAUUGGAUGACUGCUGUCCAAAUGCUGGAUGAUGAGACGUGUAUAGGUGGUGAUUCUAGUUAUAAUAUCUUGGCGUGGAGGAAACGAUCUGAAGGAGUCACUGAUGACGAGAGGCAGAGGUUGGAGUUGAUUGGGGAGUGGCAUGUAGGGGAUCAAGUUAAUCGGUUCCGUCAUGGAUCGCUCGUCAUCCAACUACCAGACUCUCAACCACCAGCCAUCCCACGCUUCCUCUUUUGCACCCUAACAGGAACACUGGGUGUAAUCUGCACCCUGAGCGAUGAAACAUUCGCACUCCUAAACCAAGUAGAAGUCAACCUCCGUCAAGUAAUCAAGGGAGUAGGAGGUCUAGAUCACGCUGAAUACAGGUCCUUCAUGGAUGACCGACGUACUGGACGAGGAGGUGGGAAGAACUUUAUUGAUGGUGAUUUUAUUGAACGUAUUCUUGAACUGGAUGCGACUCGAUUGCAACGAGUUGUUGAGGGGACUGGAAUGGAUGAUACUGCGAAACUCGGUAUUACGUCUGAUGCGCUUUUGAGGUUGGUUGAAGAUUUGAAUAGGCUUCAUUGA